This is a messenger RNA of Coregonus sp. 'balchen', 23633 nucleotides long. The record is from the annotation of a GenBank genome assembly. NCBI's taxonomy places the organism in Eukaryota, Metazoa, Chordata, Actinopteri, Salmoniformes, Salmonidae.
AUGGUUCAGACAUUGUACAGCAAUGGGUCCAACUCCAUCUGGGAGCACUGCCUUCUGGAUCCCUCAUCUAUCUCGAGUGGGAAACGCAAGGCCAACCCCCAGGACAGAGUCCAGUGAGUGGAGCACAUUUCAGGCUUUUGGUUGAAGGUUAAACAAUGGAACUUUAAACAAUGGAACUUUAAACAAUGUGAUGACAAAGCAUAAGCAUCCAAUCUCGCCAUGAUCUAUCACCAUCAGUGUGGGACUCUCUGUUGUAUUAAAGUGCCAUUGGGGGAGGUUUGUCUGGACAGUCUCAGAGGUUCAUAAGUGUGUGUCUGUUCCCUUUCCAGUCCCCAUAAAACGGAGUUCAUCAAGGCCAAAUAUCAGAUGCUGGCUUAUGUCCAUCGGCUGCCCUGUCGAGAGGAUGACAGUGUCACUACGAAGGACCUCAGUAAGGUGAGAGAUUGCAGUCAGAACACGCCCAGGAUUGCAGGCUUCAUUGCCAAUGAGCUCAUUCAUUUGCUAAUUUAUCAACUGUUUUUUAUUAACUGUUAGCUAACCAAACCUCUCUUUGGUGUUCCCUCUAGCAACUCCACUCCAGUGUUCGGACUGGGAACCUGGAGACGUGCCUGAGACUGUUGUCUUUGGGAGCCCAGGCCAACUUCUUCCACCCAGUAUGUAAAAUAUGGCCAAUUCCCUGAAACGUAUCAAUACAUAAUAGAAUGAUUACACCAGUGCCCACACAUUGUCUUAUUGUGUUGGGGUGGUGGCCUGUUUGUCCUUCAGGAAAAAGGAAACACUCCGCUGCAUGUAGCAGCUAAGGCAGGCCAGGUGUCACAGGCAGAGCUGCUGGCUGUGUAUGGGGCGGAUCCCGAUGCCCUAGACAUGGGGGGUAAGACCCCUAUUGACUACGCAAGGUAAAGCAGUCUUCAUACUCUUUUAUACUGCACUGGAGCAAUCCAUUACCCCUGAUGGUUGCACAACUCUUUCCCAGAGAACGGGUUACGAGGCUGCCUAGUACUAAAGUUUAUUAGAAUAAUCUAAAUGAUUACAGAUAUGUCAACUCACUGAAUAUAUUACAACUUUACCACCCUUGGUUUUAUUGUAGAGAGGUCUUAAAAAUAAAUAGUGCUAUCGUUGGCAUUUACAGUAAACAUACAUUUACCUCACCGCCACUAAUAUUGAUGUGGAGAAGACUCAUGACCUUUUAUUCCUGUUCCACUCAGACAAGCAGGGCACCAGGAGCUGGCAGACAGACUGGUAGAGAUCCAAUAUGAACUCACCGACCGCCUGGCAUUUUACCUCUGUGGAAGAAGGCCAGGUAAGAGUGCAGAGGGGGGAUUUAUAGGGAAUUGAAGAAUUAUGUUGGUUGUUCUAAUCUGACUGUGUUUGUCUACUAGAUCAUAGGAAUGGACAACACUUCAUAAUCCCACAAAUGGCUGACAGGUAAGAACUGAACCCAACACCAUGGCAUGCUUAUGGAGUUAUGGAAUGCUGUUCAGACAUCUUUGUGACAUUUUACAAAAACCUCUUCUCAAAGUCUGAUAAGCCAAAAUGAAAUGCAUCUGUGUGUAUCCAUCCAAUGGCUAAGUAACUGAGGUUAAAACAUAAUGCCUUUAUCACACCAUCGUUUAUCUCCCUUUGCUGGCAUAUCUUGAUGGAAAAGAAAUGUGUAAGUAUGUCAACUGUUGGCUAUAAUUUAUUGUCUUGCAUUUACUAUAUAAACUGAUGGUGUUUUUAUUUAAAUUAUUUUAUUAUAUAUAUAUAUCAUAUUAUAUAUAUAUUAUAUAUAUAUUAUCUUAUAUAUAUAUAUAUAUACAACUCAGCUUCACCUGGAAUGCUUUUCCAACAGUCUUGAAGGAGUUCCCACAUAAGCUGAGCACUUGUUGGCUGCUUUUCCUUCACUCUGCGGUCCGACUCAUCCCAAACCAUCUCAAUUGAGUUGAGGUCGGGGUUUGUGGAGGCCAGGUCAUCUGAUGCAGUACUCCAUCACUCCUUCUUGGUAAAAUAGCCCUUACACAGCCUGGAGGUGUGUUGGGUCAUUGUCCUGUUGAAAAACAAAUGAUAGUCCCACUAAGCCCAAACCAGAUGGGAUGGUGUAUCGCUGCAGAAUGCUGUGGUAGCCAUGCUGGUUAAGUGUGCCUUAAAUUCUAAAUAAAUCACAAACUGUCACCAGCAAAGCACCACCACACCAUAACACCUCCUCCUCCAUGCUUUACGGUGGGAACUACACAUGCGGAGAUCAUCCGUUCACCCACACCGCAUCUCACAAAGACACGGCGGUUGGAACCAAAAAAAAACAAAUUUGGACUCCAGACCAAAGGACAUAUUUCCACCGGUCUAAUGUCCAUUGCUUGUGUUUCUUGGCCCAAGCAGGUCUCUUCUUCUUAUUGGUGUCCUUUAGUAGUGGUUUCUUUGCAGCAAUUUGACCAUGAAGGCCUGAUUCAAGCAGUCCCCUCUGAACAGUUGAUGUUGAGAUGUGUCUGUGACUUGAACUCUGUGAAGCAUUUAUUUGGGCUGCAAUUUCUCAGGCUGGUAACUGAACUUAUCCUCUGCAGCAGAGGUAACUCUGGGUCUUCGAUUCAUGUGGCAGUCCUCAUGAGAGCCAGUUUCAUCAUAGCGCUUGAUUGUUUUUGCGACUGCACUUCAAGAAACUUUCAAAGUUCUUGAUAUUUUCCAUAUUGACUGACCUUCAUGUCUUAAAGUAAUGAUGGACUGUCGUUUCUCUUUGCUUAUUUGAGCUGUUCUUGCCAUAAUAUGGACUUGGUCUUUUACCAAAUAGGGCUAUCUUCUGUAUACCCCCCUACCUUGUCACAACACAACUGAUUGUCUCAAACGCAUUAAGAAGGAAAGAAAUUCCACAAAUUAACUUUUAAGAAGGCACACCUGUUAAUUGAAAUGCAUUCCAGGUGACUACCUCAUGAAGCUGGUUGAGAGAAUGCCAAGAGUGUGCAAAGCUGUCAUCAAGGCAAAGGGUGGCUAUUUGAAGAAUCUCAAAUAUAUUUUGAUUUGUUUAACACAUUUCUGGUAACUACAUGAUUCCAUAUGUGUUAUUUCAUAGUUUUGAUGUCUUCACUAUUAUUCUACAAUGUAGAAAAUAGUCAAAAUAAAGAAAAACCCUUGAAUGAGUAGGUGUUCUAAAACGUUUGACCGGUAGAGUGUGUGUAUAUACAGUGGGGAGAACAAGUAUUUGAUACACUGCCGAUUUUGCAGGUUUUCCUACUUACAAAGCAUGUAGAGGUCUGUCAUUUGUAUCAUAGGUACACUUCAACUGUGAGAGACGGAAUCUAAAAAAAAUCUAGAAAAUCACAUUGUAUGAUUUUUAAGUAAUUAAUUUGCAUUUUAUUGCAUGACAUAAGUAUUUGAUACAUCAGAAAAGCAGAACUUAAUAUUUGGUACAGAAACCUUUGUUUGCAAUUACAUUGAUCAUACCUUUCCUUUAGGUCUUGACCAGGUUUGCACACACUGCAGCAGGGAUUUUGGCCCACUCCUCCAUACAGACCUUCUCCAGAUCCUUCAGGUUUCGUGGCUGUCGCUGGGCAAUACGGACUUUCAGCUCCCUCCAAAGAUUUUCUAUUGGGUUCAGGUCUGGAGACUGGCUAGGCCACUCCAGGACCUUGAGAUGCUUCUUACGGAGCCACUCCUUAGUUGCCCUGGCUGUGUGUUUCAGGUCGUUGUCAUGCUGGAAGAACCAGCCACGACCCAUCUUCAAUGCUCUUACUGAGGGAAGGAGGUUGUUGGCCAAGAUCUCGCGAUACAUGGCCCCAUUCAUCCUCCCCUCAAUACGGUGCAGUCGUCCUGUCCACUUUGCAGAAAAGCAUCCCCAAAGAAUGAUGUUUCCACCUCCAUGCUUCACGGUUGGGAUGGUGUUCUUGGGGAUGUACUCAUCCUUCUUCUUCCUCCAAACACGGCGAUUGGAGUUUAGACAAAAAAAGCUCUAUUUUUGUCUCAUCAGACCACAUGACCUUCUUCCAUUCCUCCUCUGGAUCAUCCAGAUGGUCAUUGGCAAACUUCAGAUGGGCCUGGACAUGCGCUGGCUUGAGCAGGGGGACCUUGCGUGCGCUGCAGGAUUUUAAUCCAUGACGGCGUAGUGUGUUACUAAUGGUUUUCUUUGAGACUGUGGUCCCAGCUCUCUUCAGGUCAUUGACCAGGUCCUGCCGAGUAGUUCUGGGCUGAUCCCUCACCUUCCUCAUGAUCAUUGAUGCCCCACGAGGUGAGAUCUUGCAUGGAGCCCCAGACCGAGGGUGAUUGACCGUCAUCUUGAACUUCUUCCAUUUUCUAAUAAUUGCGCCAACAGUUGUUGCCUUCUCACCAAGCUGCUUGCCUAUUGUCCUGUUGCCCAUCCCAUCCUUGUGCAGGUCUACCAUUUUAUACCUGAUGUCCUUACACAGCUCUCUGGUCUGAGGUUGGAGUCUGUUUGAUUGAGUGUGUGGACAGGUGUCUUUUAUACAGGUAACAAGUUCACCUAGGUGCACUUAAUACAGGUAAUGAGUGGAGAACAGGAGGGCUUCUUAAAGAAAAACUAACAGGUCUGUGAGAGCCGGAAUUCUUACUGGUUGGUAGGUGAUCAAAUACUUAUGUCAUGCAAUAAAAUGCAAAUUAAUUACUUAAAAAUCAUACAAUGUGAUUUUCUAGAUUUUUUUUAGAUUCCGUCUCUCACAGUUGAAGUGUACCUAUGAUACAAAUGACAGACCUCUACAUGCUUUGUAAGUAGGAAAACCUGCAAAAUCGGCAGUGUAUCAAAUACUUGUUCUCCCCACUGUAUAUACACACACUCUACCGGUCAAACGUUUUAGAACACCUACUCAUUCAAGGGUUUUUCUUUAUUUUGACUAUUUUCUACAUUGUAGAAUAAUAGUGAAGACAUCAAAACUAUGAAAUAACACAUAUGGAAUCAUGUAGUUACCAGAAAUGUGUUAAACAAAUCAAAAUAUAUUUGAGAUUCUUCAAAUAGCCACCCUUUGCCUUGAUGACAGCUUUGCACACUCUUGGCAUUCUCUCAACCAGCUUCACCUGGAAUGCUUUUCCAACAGUCUUGAAGGAGUUCCCACAUAAGCUGAGCACUUGUUGGCUGCUUUUCCUUCACUCUGCAGUCCGACUCAUCCCAAACCAUCUCAAUUGGGUUGAGGUCGGGGUUUGUGGAGGCCAGGUCAUCUGAUGCAGUACUCCAUCACUCCUUCUUGGUAAAAUAGCCCUUACACAGCCUGGAGGUGUGUUGGGUCAUUGUCCUGUUGAAAAACAAAUGAUAGUCCCACUAAGCCCAAACCAGAUGGGAUGGUGUAUCGCUGCAGAAUGCUGUGGUAGCCAUGCUGGUUAAGUGUGCCUUAAAUUCUAAAUAAAUCACAAACUGUCACCAGCAAAGCACCACCACACCAUAACACCUCCUCCUCCAUGCUUUACGGUGGGAACUACACAUGCGGAGAUCAUCCGUUCACCCACACCGCAUCUCACAAAGACACGGCGGUUGGAACCAAAAAAAAAACAAAUUUGGACUCCAGACCAAAGGACAUAUUUCCACCGGUCUAAUGUCCAUUGCUUGUGUUUCUUGGCCCAAGCAGGUCUCUUCUUCUUAUUGGUGUCCUUUAGUAGUGGUUUCUUUGCAGCAAUUUGACCAUGAAGGCCUGAUUCAAGCAGUCCCCUCUGAACAGUUGAUGUUGAGAUGUGUCUGUGACUUGAACUCUGUGAAGCAUUUAUUUGGGCUGCAAUUUCUCAGGCUGGUAACUGAACUUAUCCUCUGCAGCAGAGGUAACUCUGGGUCUUCGAUCAUGUGGCAGUCCUCAUGAGAGCCAGUUUCAUCAUAGCGCUUGAUUGUUUUUGCGACUGCACUUCAAGAAACUUUCAAAGUUCUUGAUAUUUUCCAUAUUGACUGACCUUCAUGUCUUAAAGUAAUGAUGGACUGUCGUUUCUCUUUGCUUAUUUGAGCUGUUCUUGCCAUAAUAUGGACUUGGUCUUUUACCAAAUAGGGCUAUCUUCUGUAUACCCCCCUACCUUGUCACAACACAACUGAUUGUCUCAAACGCAUUAAGAAGGAAAGAAAUUCCACAAAUUAACUUUUAAGAAGGCACACCUGUUAAUUGAAAUGCAUUCCAGGUGACUACCUCAUGAAGCUGGUUGAGAGAAUGCCAAGAGUGUGCAAAGCUGUCAUCAAGGCAAAGGGUGGCUAUUUGAGGAAUCUCACAUAAAAUAUAUUUUGAUUUGUUUAACACUUUUUGGCUUACUACAUGAUUCCAUAUGUGUUAUUUCAUAGUUUUGAUGUCUUCACUAUUAUUCUACAAUGUAGAAAAUAGUAAAAAUAAAGAAAAACCCUGGAAUGAGUAGGUGUGUCCAAACUUCUUAUAUAUACACUGCUCAAAAAAUAAAGGGAACACUAAAAUAACACAUCCUAGAUCUGAAUGAAUGAAAUAAUCUUAUUAAAUACUUUUUUCUUUACAUAGUUGAAUGUGCUGAAAACAAAAUCACACAAAAAUUAUCAAUGGAAAUCAAAUUUAUCAACCCAUGGAGGUCUGGAUUUGGAGUCACCCUCAAAAUUAAAGUGGAAAACCACACUACAGGCUGAUCCAACUUUGAUGUAAUGUCCUUAAAACAAGUCAAAAUGAGGCUCAGUAGUGUGUGUGGCCUCCACGUGCCUGUAUGACCUCCCUACAACGGCUGGGCAUGCUCCUGAUGAGGUGGCGGAUGGUCUCCUGAGGGAUCUCCUCCCAGACCUGGACUAAAGCAUCCGCCAACUCCUGGACAGUCUGUGGUGCAACGUGGCGUUGGUGGAUGGAGCGAGACAUGAUGUCCCAGAUGUGCUCAAUUGGAUUCAGGUCUGGGGAACGGGCGGGCCAGUCCAUAGCAUCAAUGCCUUCCUCUUGCUGGAACUGCUGACACACUCCAGCUACAUGUGGUCCUCUGUAGCUCAAUUGGUAGAGCAUGCGCUUGUAACGCCAGGGUAGUGGGUUCGAUCCCCGGGACCACCCAUACGUAAAAAUGUAUGCACGCAUGACUGUAAGUCGCUUUGGAUAAAAGCGUCUGAUAAAUAGCAUAUUAUAUUAUUAUUAUUAUUAUAGGUCUAGCAUUGUCUUGCAUUAGGAGGAACCCAGGGCCAACCGCACCAGCAUAUGGUCUAACAAGGGGUCUGAGGAUCUCAUCUCGGUACCUAAUGGCAGUCAGGCUACCUCUGGCGAGCACAUGGAGGGCUGUGCAGCCCCCCAAAGAAAUGCCACCCCACACCAUGACUGACCCACCGCCAAACCGGUCAUGCUGGAGGAUGUUGCAGGCAGCAGAACGUUCUCCACGGCGUCUCCAGACUCUGUCACGUCUAUCACUUGUGCUCAGUGUGAACCUGCUUUCAUCUGUGAAGAGCACAGGGCGCCAGUGGCGAAUUUGCCAAUCUUGGUGUUCUCUGGCAAAUGCCAAACGUCCUGCACGGUGUUGGGCUGUAAGCACAACCCCCACCUGUGGACGUCGGGCCCUCAUACCACCCUCAUGGAGUCUGUUUCUGACCGUUUGAGCAGACACAUGCACAUUUGUGGGUCACCUAAAAAUGUCUAGGUGACCCCAAACUUUUGAACGGUAGUGUAUGUAUGUAUGUAUAUAAAUUAUUGUUGUUUUUGUCCACAGCAGUCUGGAUUUGUCAGAAUUUGCAAAAGCUGCAAAGAAAAAACUCCAGUCUGUGAGUGAAAUUAUAUAUUUUUUUAUUAUGGUCCUUUUAGACAUACCAGUGAUGUGAUUUUACUGUGGCUUGUGAUUUCAGCUCACUAACCAUCAGUUUGAAGAGCUUGCCAUGGAUGUUUAUGAUGAAGUGGACAGAAGAGAAACUGAUGCAGGUGAACAGAUACAGUGACAUUUGAUUGUGUUUGUAGUAGGGUCGUUCUUGAAUUGCGGUGGCAUUUGGUGGCCCUUGCCUAUGCAACCAUAAAAAAAACACUUUAAAAUGACAAAUAGUUACACAUCACAUUGUCACUGUUUAUAUUGAACUGUUUAUCAAUGAUAAAACAUAAUGCAAGUAUUUUAUACUGCAAAACUUUGUUUAAAGUACUUGGGGUAAGCAAAUUGGUUGUCCCAGUAGUCACGUGUAGAGUUGUAAUGACAUGUUUUGGGGGUUUAGAGAUAUCUAUUAUUUUGAAUGCUAGAAAGUGAACAAAAUAAUUUAAUAUAUUGUGUAUAUCAAUAAAAACUAUUUUUUUACUAGUAUGGCUGUCCCUCAGUUUUAUGUAAUUGGUGUUACCGCCUUAAAAAUCACUCAUUAAAGAUAUACAAGCAUUCCCUACAGUGGCAAACUGUUAUUGGGGGAGAGGUCUAUAUUAAAGAAAAAUAUUAGCUAAUCACACUGUUAGUAUGUCAUACAUUUUAGGAUUCCGUUGAUAAUUUGGUGUGUCUAAAUCCGAAGUGUCACUUGGUGUUACUCAAUUUGAAUGAAGGGAAAUAACAAUGUGAGCAAAAUUAUUAAUGAUAUCAUUUAGUAAAGGGACCUUUUAGAUUUGGGCAUCUGUGGCCUCCAUUUAAGAAAAUCUUCAAUAACCUAAAAUGUCUCAUUGGCGUUAUCAUCAUUAGUGUUACUACUCCUACUGGUGGCACAAUGUUAUUUAAAGUCAUUAAACUGCCAUAUCAGUUGAUUUAGAAUGGGAAGACUUACCCAAAUACAUUUUAAAUUAAAACAAAUCUAGAAAAAAUAUAUGUUUUUCUAUGCCCAAAUGCCACUGCAAUUCAAGACUGACCCAGUAGGUUUAGCAGAAAUUGUGAUUGCUUGUAUGUGUUUGAUAUAGGUAUCACUAGGUGUGUUUAAUAUAUUAUUAUUAUUAUUAUUAUUAUUAAUAUGAAACAAAUAAUGUAUAUUUAUGGUCCGUCUUUGCUGUAUCAGUGUGGCUGGUGACUCAGAACCAUAGCACUCUGGUAACAGACACAACUGUGGUGCCUUUCCUCCCUGUCAACCCUGAGUACUCAUCCACCAGAAACCAGGCAAGUCAGCUAAAAAUGUAAUUCAAUGUUAUGUCAAAUUGGUGGGUCUCUUUCCCAAGCCUUUAGCUGAGUUUUAUGUAUUUGAUUGAAGAGCCUAAACUUCCAAAACAGCAGCUUCAUAAUAUUGUCUUGUUUUGCAGGGCCGGCAGAAGCUAGCGAGGUUCAAUGCACAUGAAUUUGCAACACUCGUCAUUGAUAUAUUAACUGACGCCAAACGUCGGCAACGGGGGAACUCCUGUAAAAGUCCAAGAGGUAUAGUACAGUAAUUUGAAGCUACACUUAUUUACAUUUGGUACUUUAGAACAAAGCUCCUUACUGUACCCACCAGGGCAUGGUUGUUGCGUGGUUCACUCCCCUAACUGUUGCUAUCUCUCUCCUCAGAGGACAUAGAGCUCAUCCUGAAGCGAAUCAGCAGCCGUCAUGGGAGUGAGAGCCAGGAUAAUGAAGACCAGCCAGAUUAUGACAGUGUGGCAUCUGAUGAAGAUCCAGAGCGGGAACCAGCCUCUGGGAACAAUGGGAAAGAUGGCAGGACCAAGGUAACACCAUAUUUAUCGUUUUUUAGUUUAGUUUUUCAUUAACAUAGUAUUGGCAUAGCCAUUAUGUGAAACUGACACAAUUUUAACUACUUUGCCGAUAUGAAACAAACAACAUUCAAAAAUAUCAAAUUCAGUUUGUUACAAAACCAACAUUUAUAAGACAUUUAAAAAAUUGGUUCUAUUUGCAUAAUUAAUAUACCGUAAUUUUCGGACUAUAAGCCGCGCCUUUUUUCCCAUUUUUUGACCCUGCGGCUUAUAUAACGGUGCGGCUAAUCUAUGGAUUUUUACAGCUAACGGCCACUAGAAGACCUCCUAAAUCUAUGGAUUUUACAGGUUACAGUCCACCAACUUUAACUCUAUGGGCUCUAUGACCGGUCCGCGCCCCCCACCUUUAAGCGGCGGGCUCCAGCAGGAAAAGCUGGAGGCCGGCGCAAAAGUAAAAGUGGAACCGAGAGUGGUACGAGAGAUAGAACGAGAGACAGAACGAGAGCAAGACAGACAGACAUUACGAGAGCGAGACAGUUUGUGCAAAGGAAGUUUUCAUGCACAAACCCUCAAUAUGGAAAACAAACGUAGAAAUGCAUAUGAUGCAGCUUUUAAGUUAAAGGCAGUCAAUCUGGCUGUCAAAACAUCCACGAUCAUUAACGGGUUCCGAAAGGCUGGACUGCUGCGUGAUGAAGAGGAGGACGCCGCCACAGCUGAGGCCCUUCAGAGGCUGUUCGAUUCCGACAGUGACGAAGAGGAGUUCGUUGGUUUUGAGAGCGACAACGAAGGAGAGAGGAGAGUGGCUGACGAAGCCACCCUGAGCCUGUUCGUUUCCGACACUGAAGAUGAGGACUUUGGUGGUUUUAGUACGCAGGAAGAAGACGGAGAUGAGGAUUAAUGACUUGACUUUUCUGGUUACAGCCGUGUACUGCACCUUAGCCUAAAAGAUGAAGACGAGGAUUAAUGACUUUUCUGGUAGGCUGAUUACCGUAUAUUUUAAGCAGCCGUGUUGCUGCAACUUUAGGCUUACGCGCUUACUGUCGUGUUACAGGCACUUUAUUUUGCACUUUUAAAAAAACACAUUUAAUUUAGCCAUUGAUAUUGCCUCGUCAAGCGCUGUAAGCUUUGUUUUUUGUUAUGGUACUACUGUAGGCUAUAAUGUAGAUAAAUAUUCAAAGAUGUGCACACUUUUUCAAGGUUUUUCAAAAAUAACCAAAGUUAAGUGGUUAAAUGAUUGUGACGCUAUUAACUAAUUUUGCUGGGGAACCCCUAGCACUCCCUCAAGGACCACUGGUUGAAAACCACUGCUGUAGAUCACUGCCGGCAUGUGCGCUGGGAGCGCACCGUUUAAGUUUGAAAGUUGAAAAGUUUGUGUGUCUGAAACGCUAUGUGAUACAGUACAGUAUACACAGCACAGUAUAUGUUCUGCAGCUACUAUUGCACUAAAUGGUAACACUUGAAUACGUUAUGCAAAUAUGCAACUUGUUUGUUGAAAUGUUAAUAAAUGGGAGCUUCCUCAAGCAGCCAUCUCUUUCCCGACAAUCCCCUCUGUGCACGAACCCUUACAUAUGGUAAUUAAACAUUAAAACACCUGCGGCUUAUAGUCCAGUGCGGCUUAUAUAUGUACACAUCAUUCAAUAUCAUUCAAUUUAGCUGCUGCGGCUUAUACUCCGGUGCGCCUUAUAGUGCGGAAAAUACGGUAAUUCACCAAUACAUUGCUUGGUAGUCUAAUAAAUAUUGCUAUUAGUUGUAAAUCACGGCUUGUACAUUGUUUGCUGCCUUCAGCCAUUCGGUUAUGCACCGUUUCAGUUUCACUUACUCAAUAUAUAUAAAAACGGAUGAAAGUAAGGUGCGGGUCUCAACACAAACUAGCCAGGGCAAAUAUCACAAGUCAUAACGUGGCUAGCUGAUCUAUUUAGCUAUGUAUUUAUUUAGCUAGCUAAAAACACGGAGCCUCAUAGCUAGCAAGUUGCUGGGAUGUCAUGUCAUACAAGCUUGAACAAGUGGGUGAGUGGCAGCUUCGGUGGCUAGCUACAAGUUGCAGGCGUCAUUUGGUUAGCUUGCAUGUGACUCACUUAGCUAGUUUUGCUGAACUUGAACAUUUUACAUUUAAGUCAUUUAGCAGACGCUCUUAUCCAGAGCGACUUACAAAUUGGUGCAUUCAACUUAGGAACUUGAACGACUGUUAUCCACAGUUAGCGCAUAUCCCUUAGUUGUCAAUCAAAUGAAUUGGGAAUGUUAUUUUGAUAGGGGGUGCAGGACCUAUGUGUGCACAUGCUUUCAUAUUUUAUGGGCAUAAUAGUAAAGAUGUCAUUUAACUGUAAAAAUGUAGGCUAUAAUACCUUUUAAUGUGGCAUGAACACAACCCGGCAUGUUUUCAUCAAAUCACUUAAAAAAGUAGGCUACCUGCGCAUGUUCGAUCCACUCCAUAAGGAUUCCAGCAUCUAAAACAGUGCACUGUGCACCCGCCAUUCAUCUUAAAACACCAAAAGUGUAAUGAUAUUUGUCGAUUGUCAUUAGGCACACUUGUAGCCUGAAUUGAUUGAUUGCGUCCACUACUGUCCGCACACGUCAUGGUCCAGGCUCAUCUCUGCCUACGCAGGCUACUUUCACCCCUAUUUUAGAUAUUUUUCUGCAUAUCAUUUCUGACAUUUGGUAGGCUAUUUGUUAGCCAACUUGUCUAUAAUUAGACAGGCCUUCAUGCAACUUCUCUUCUGUCACUACUUGUUGCUCUAGAAGAAAAAAAAAACAGAAUGAUAGAAUGAAUGCAUCAAUAAUAAUAAACCUAAAAUAGUUGACAUCAGUAAAGUUCUCUUCCAUUUCUGCUCUGAGUGAGGACGUGUAGGGACCAGGGGGAAAAUGCAAUAGCCUGACUAAAACAGCGGAAAGAUUUGUAUGCAACAAUAUCAAAGAUUUUACUGAGUUACAUUUCAUAUAAGGAAAUCAGUCAAUUGAAAUAAAUUACCUUUUAAUAAAAUGCCUUUAAAAAGAAAAAGGAGGGGCGUGGAUCCGAACUAGUCAGUAUCUGGUAUGACCACCAUUUGCCUCAUGCAGCGCAACAUCUCCUUCGCAUAGAGUUGAUCAGGCUGUUGAUUUUGGCCUGUGGAAUGUUGUCCCACUCCUCUUCAACGGCUGUGCGAAGUUGCUGGGUAUUGGCUCGAACUGGAACAUGCUGUCGUGCACAUUGACCCAGAGCGUCCCAAACCUGCUCAAUGGGUGACAUGUCUGGUGAGUAUGCAGGCCACAACUGGGACAUUUUCAGAUUCCAUGAAUUGUGUACUGAUCCUUGCGGCAUGUGGCCGUGCAUUAUCAUGCUGAAACAUGAGGUGAUGGCGGCGGAUAAAUGGCACGAAAAUGGGCCUCAGGAUCUCGUCACGGUAUCUCUGUGCAUUCAAAUUGCCAUUGAUAAAAUGCAGUUGUGUUCGUUGUCCGUAGCUUAUGCUUGCCCAUACCAUAACCCCACUACCACCAUUGGGCAAUCUGUUCACAACGUUGACAUCCGCAAACCGCACGCCCACACGACUCCAUACACGUUGUCUGCGGUUGUGAGGCCGGUUGGACGUACUGCCACAUUCUCUAAAAUGACGGAAGCGGUUUAUGGUAGAGAAAUGAACAUUCAAUUCCCUGGCAACAGCUCUGGUGGACAUUCCUGCAGUUAGCAUGCCAAUUGCACGCUCCCUCAAAACCUGAGACAUCUGUGGCAUUGUGUUGUGUGACAAAACUGCACAUUUUAGUGGCCUUUUUUAUUGUCCCCAGCACAAGGUGCACUGUGUAAUGAUCAUGCUGUUUUAAUCAGCUUCUUGAUAUGCCACACCUGUCAGGUGGAUGGAUUAACUUGGCAAAGGAGAAAUGCUCACUAACAGGGAUGUAAAUAAAAUUGUGCACACAAUUUGAGAGAGAUAAGCUUUUUGUGCGUCUGGAAAAUUUCUGGGAACUUUUAUUUCAGCUCAUGAAACAUGGGACCCUUUACAUGUUGCGUUUUAUAUUUUUGUUCAGUAUAUCUUAUGCUACAUGUGAAAGUAAUUGGCCUACAGUCAGUGUCCAUAUUUCAGUUACUACAGUUGGCUAAAACUUCAGUGUACAAAUAUUUAUUCCCCAUCGUAUCAGUACAAUUUUGACGUUUUUAUUUACUGCAGUGUCUAUUAAUUUCCCAAACGCACGGAAGCUUUCCCAUUCAUAUUACCAUAGAAUUUUCACAAAUACCCAACUCUACGUCAUUUCCAAACAUUCGAUUUAAUGUUUGAAAACAUUAAAGUUAGCAUAUCUAUGUGCUCGCUUGUCACAAAAUGAGGAAAAAAAUCUGUCAUUGUUCCCAAGGGUGUAUAUGAACAGAUUUUAAUAAAAUGUAAUGGUGCAAAAUCUGUGUCUUUAAAAUCUCCAUCCCACCAUGCUUCCCCAUUCUUCAGAGCUCUGAGUCGUCGGACUUGUCUGAUGGGCCCAUCACAUUACAUGAGUUCAUGGAGGUGAAGAGCGCCCUCACGGCCUCCGAGACCAAGAUACAGCAGCUGCUCAAGGUCAACUGUCACCUGAGUGAGGAGCUCCGGUUGAUGCAGAGCAAGGUACAUUUAUGACUUGGGCAUUAUAACAACCCACCAAUCCCACAGUAAGUCUAGUGGCUUUGUGCUGAUUCAGUUUGCAGCCACACAAGAAAGCAGAACAGCACCCUUGUUGUGUUGGUCCUUCUCAUGUUUCUUAUGUUGUCAGUGCAAAUAAAGGCAAGCUGUUUUACAGCAUUGUAGAACUGGAGGUGUUUGGGUGAACACAUUCAGAUUGUAAUCCAUAUAUGACAGGAACAUUUAGCUCAUUCAAGGAAGCAGCUGGUUUGUUGUUUUCUCAUGAGAAGUUGAACAAUAGUCUGGGAGUGUCCUUCGUUACCAGACCAGGUCUAUUAACAGAAAAGGAAGUGAAAACACAGUGGAAGUGCAGCUGUCUGACCAUCGAGAGAUGGGUUCCCUCUUUUACAGUCUGGAUAGAGAGAUUUUUCUCCAUCCAAAUCUGCACUGAUACUCUCACAUCCUCCAUGGUAUGAUCACCCUAGGUUUCACACAUAGGCCUUUAUUUACGCUAUUACACAGAAAUAAAGCUGAUGUUCUGAACUUCUGUCCCGUCCAGCUGAACUCCAUGCAGACUGAGAAGUCUUCCCUGCGAUGGCAGACACCCAGUGGCCAGCAGCACCCUCAGGACCUCUCCGGCCGCCCCCCUGUCCCCGGAGGCCGCCCCAUGUCCAUGUACGAGACGGGCUCGGCCAUGAGGCAGUAUCCCCACAGGGGCGAGCCCCCUCGUCGUGACGACGGCCUCACUCUCCAGCCCCUCCCUACAAACGUAAGUUCAGAAGUCACUAACACCGCUCCCUCCUGGACUGUUCUAUGCCAUUCACUGUGGACCAGUGCCAUCAGCGGUGUUGGUUUGUGGUAAUUCUUUUUCAGCAUAUUGGGUUUUUGUUUGUCGCAAUUCAGUUUUUGUUUGUGCAUUUAUCCCCACCCCCCUCCUCUAGAAUAUAGUCAACUCCCUUUGUGUAAACUUGGUUUGACCCCUUUCUAGAUUGGGAGGGGUCCUUUGGGGACCGCCUCGUCCUCCCUCCCUACCUUCCCCUCCUCCCUGUCCUGGUCGCGGGACGAGCGAGCUCGAAGGGUUAAGUACCGCAUCUCCCCUCUGAGAGGAUGGGGGCAGCUGCCCCAGGGAAGGGGUGCUAUCCCCUCUGCUUGUCCACUUCCUUUCCUCUCCUCCUGUACCUCCUCCUUAUACUCUGUCCUGUGCUCAUGUACCUCACUGCCUCUCCUCUCAGCAUCGCCUGGCUGGCUGGCUGCAUGCACCACUUUGCUGCUGCUGUUCUUCAUUAACCCUUAUUCCCCCAGCCAGCACUGCCGUGUAGAGUACCUGAAUAAACUUUUUUAGAAAGGCAGAGCUAUACAUGGGUGUCUGUGUGUUUUCAAAGGCCCCAAAACACUACAUGUACAAUGUGGUGUUUCCAUACAUCCUGUCAGGAGGCUACAGGGUUGUUGAAACAGACAAGGAAUACAGAAUGUUAAUGUAAUGUGAACAGUAGUAUUUACAAGCCAUAGGGGGUAGACAACCAUCUGUACUGAAGCCCUUACCCGUACCACAGGAUUCCUUGAUCUCAUUUACACACAGAGCUGGUCCCUGGUUCAAACUUCCUACCUCUUUUUACUCUCUGCCUUGAAACCAAUUGAGGUAUGUUUAAUAUGAAAUGGCUUUUUAGGUUCAGAGAGCAUGAUUCUGACCCGUCUGCUUCAUCAAGCACGUUCAGACCGCGGUAACAUGUAUGUGCGGCUGUUCAAAUGCUCUCUCACCAGAUUCAAAGGUUGUCUGCAAACUAAACUAAGAGACGACCCUCAUCUUACUGUAUCAUUCAUCCCAUUGUAGGGUUGCAGCCUGGAGGGACAGAGCAGCAUGCUGGAGAGUGACUAUGACAACACACCAAAGUACACAGGACUGGAGUCUGGGUAAGACUUUUGAUUUAAGACUAUAGGAGAAAAAUAUUGACUUCUGUAUGUAAAAUGUAGAAACAUUUAGCAUUCGCUAAUAUACAAAGUGAUCUACAAGUGAGGAAGAGCCUAACCCUAGAAUAUCUUCUCUCCCCAUACAGUAUGGGCAGGAACAGCAGUUGGCUGGGUGAUGGCAGUACAGCAGAGCAGGGUGAGAGGGAGGAUGAGACUGAGGCUGACUCCACCCUGCCCUGCACCGAGGACGUCAUCUGUAAGACAGAGCAGAUCACCAAGAACAUCCAGGAGCUGCUGAGGGCCGCACAGGAGAACAAACACGAGAGGUAAGGUCAGGAACACAGACAAUGCCAAUCAGAUAGAGAAAAGGUAUCUUGACUUAAAGGUUGUGCGUUGAAGUAAAACUUGCCCUUUCGGUUCUAAAUAUGGGAAACGGUGCUGCUCAUAUAUUAUUCCUUCACCUAUCCAACCUUCAACCUACAGUAAUUGUGUUAUUCAGAGGAUGUAUCCUGUUUUUCUAUCUUUCUGUCCUCCUCCUGAGUUCUGUUUAGACGGUCCUGUAUUCCCACUCUGUCCUCCCCUCCCUGUUCUUGUGUCUUCCUGUCUGUCUGACUUUCUUCCUCAUGGUAUGGGCUAGCUCCAGGCCAGGAAGUCUAGGCUGCUUCUCUGGCCUGCUGCCCUGCUGUGACCGCGGACGGGCCUGUCUCUACAGCCUGGUGCCCAGCUCUGACAGGGCUGCCCAGGGCUGUCUAUCUACCCUGCUGCCCUGUUCUGAGAAUGUGUUAGAGGCCCCGGCUUCCGCUCUCCAGGCCCCCCCCCCCCCCCCCCCCCCCCCCCGGCUCUGGCUCCUGGUAUUCUGGCCUCUGUCCCUGUCUCCCAGGCACUGUCACUGUCUCCUCUGUCUGUGUGCUGAGGGACGGGGGCAUGUGUCAAACGCAGCUGGCAGGAAACAAAGAGGACAAUGUCUCAGAUUCCCUUAUGGAAUGCCAUAUACAGUGCAUUCAGAAAGUAUUCAGUCCCCUUCCCUUUUUCCACAUUUUGUUACGUUGCAUCCUUAUUCUAAAAUUGAUAAAUAAUUUUUUUCCCCUCAUCAAUCUACACACAAUACCCCAUAAUGACAAAGUCAAAACAGGUUUUUAGAAAUGUUUGCAAAUAAAAAACAGAUACCUUAUUUACAUAAGUAUUCAGACCCUUUUAUUAUUAGACUCGAAAUUGAGCUCAGGUGCAUCCUGUUUCCAUUGAUCAUCCUUGAGAUGUUUCUACAACUUGAUUGGAGUCCACCUGUGGUAAAUUCAAUUGAUUGGACAUGAUUUGGAAAGGCGCGCACACCUGUCUAUAUUAGGUCCCACAGUUGACAGUGCAUGUCAGAGUAAAAACCAAGCCAUGAGGUCGAAGGAAUUGUCCGUAGAGCUCUGAGACAGGAUCGUGUCGAAGCACAGAUCUGGAGAAGGGUACCAAAACAGCAUUGAAGGUCCCCAAGAACACAUUGGCCUCCAUCAUUCUUAAAUGGAAGACGUUUGGAAUCACCAAGACUCUUGGUCAGGGAGGUGACCAAGAACACGAUGGUCGCUCUGACAGAGCUCCAGAGUUCCUCUGUGGAGAUGGGAGAACCUUCCAGAAGGACAACCAUCUCUGCAGCACUCCACCAAUCAGUGGCCAGACGGAAGCCACUCCUCAGUAAAAGGCACAUGACAGCCCACUUGGAGUUUGCCAAAAGGCACCUAAAGGACUCUCAGACCAUAAUAAACAAGAUUCUCUGGUCUGAUGAAACCAAGAUUGAAUUAUUUGGCCUGAAUGCCAAGCGUCACGUCUGGAGGAAACCUGGCACCAUCUCUACGGUGAAGCAUGGUGGUGGCAGCGUCAUGCUGUGGGGAUGUUUUUCAGUGGCAGGGACUGGGAGACAAGUCAGGAUUAAGGAAAAGAUGAACGGAGCAAAGUACAGAGAGAUCCUUGAUAAAAACCUGCUUCAGAGCGCUCAGGACCUCAGACUGGGGCGAAGGUUCACCUUCCAACAGGACAAUGACCCUAAGCACACAGCCAAGACAACGCAAGAGUGGCUUCAGGACAAGUCUCUGAAUUUCCUUGAGUGGCCCAGCCAGAGCCCAGACUUGAACCCUAUCGAACAUUUCUGGAGAGACCUGAAAAUAGCUGUGCAGCGACGCUCCCCAUCCAACCUGACAGAGCUUGAGAGGAUCUGCAGAGAAGAAAGGGAGAAACUCCCCAAAUACAGGUGUGCUAAGCUUGUAGCGUCAUACCCAAGAAGACGUGCGGCUGUAAUCGCUGCCAAUGGUGCUUCAACAAAGUACUGAGUAAAGGGUCUGAAUACUUAUGUAAAAGUGAUAUUUCAGUUUUUUAUGUUGAAUACAUUUUUAAAAAUGUCUAAAAACCUGUUUUUGCUUUGUCAUUAUGGGGUAUUGUAUGUAGAUUGAGGGGGGGGGGGGGGAACAAUUUAAUUCAUUAUAGAAUAAGGCUGUAACGUAACAAAAUGUGGAAAAAGUCAAGGAGUUCGAAUACUUUCCGAAUGCACUGUAUAGGCCUAUGGAGCUUUUACAUGUCAACACACAGGCAAUCCUUGAUCCUUAUCUUUUAGUCUGUGUUUGGGGGGGGUCUGUUUUUAUUAAAUACUGUUUCACACUGGCUAUUCAUUCAGUGUUUAUACAGUCCACUUGAAUUCAAACUGCUGUCUUUAACACAAACCCUCACUAUUGGCCCCCAUUUGACUAAAGCUGUGUCGUAUAUGCUUAGCUUUUUCGCUUGUGUGCCAAACCUCACUCCAGCUGGUGACCACAGAACACUGCUGAAGAAUUUCACCCUGUCAAUUUGUAUGCGUCCUCAGUCUAGUGGGUAAUAACGGAGACAUUGUUAUUGAUUGAAACGGUGGAAAGUUAUUAUGUAUUCCAUUAUCUGAUUUCUAAGCCGUGUGUGGUGUUGGUUUCAAACAAUGAUUCAUUGUUGAUUAUAUUUUCAGGGCUUAACAGACUCCACUACAUUAUAUUGUCUAUGGCUUUGACUGGGCUGAGUGGGAACUGUGCUUCCGUAGAGGUAGGGGAGCUAGCAGGCCAGAGGUGGAUGAACGUAGUGCCCUCGUUUGGGUGUAGGGUCUGAUCAGAGCCUGAAGGUAAGGAGGUGCCGUUCCCCUCACAGCUCCGUAGGCAAGCACCAUGGUUUUGUAGUAGAUGCGAGCUUCAACUGGAAGCCAGUGGAGUGUGCGGAGGAGCGGGGUGACGUGAGAGAACUUGGGAAGGUUGAACACCAGACGGGCUGCAGCGUUCUGGAUAAAUUGCAGGGGUUUAAUGGCACAGGCAGGGAGCCCAGCCAACAGCGAGUUGCAGUAAUCCAGACGGGAGAUGACAAGUGCCUGGAUUAGGACCUGUGCCGCUUUCUGUGUAAAGUAGGGUCGUACUCUGCGAAUGUUGUAGAGCAGGGGUGUCAAACGUCCGGCCCGCGGGCCGGAUCAGGCCCGCAAACGGGUUUAAUCCGGCCCGCGAGAUGACAAUUUUAUAUAUAUAUAUAUAUAUAUAUAUAUAUAUAUAUAUAUAUAUAUAUAUAUAUAUAUUUUUUUUUUUUAUUUUUUUUUUUUUUUUAAGUAUAAAAAUGCACUGCAAUUUUUCAAUAAAAUAAACUGCUGUUCCAAUUGCGUCCACUGGAUGGCGCAAUAGCAAUUGUGUUAAGCAAGCAAACUGUUUAUACCGGGGCAGAGCAAGUAGGUCAAGCACAUGCAGCCAAUGAGCUACUUUGUUUUGCCCGCGAUAUUUAUUACGGCUUCUACUUUUAACAUUAUGUGCUUUGGCACCCUCAUUGCCCCAAUAUGUCUCUGUCAAAAAAGAGAAAAGUGGACGCAGAGUGCAGAGUGUUCCAAGAAAAAUGGUCAUCCUAUUUAUUCACGGAAUUGAAUGGGAAAGCUGUAUGUUUGGUGUGUUCAGAGCAUGUUGCAGUGCUGAAAGAAUAUAACCUUCGUCGCCACUAUGUGAGUCUUCAUGCCGACAAAUAUGACAACUUUCAAGGACAGCGGAGAUGAGAGAAGGUGAAUGAACUGUUGGCAGGUCUGAAGAAACAGCAGUCUGUGUUUACUCACAGCCGAGACAUCAGUGACGCUGCAGUGAAAGCUAGCUACCUCAUUGCUAAUGAAAUCGCAGUUGCUUCAAAACCAUUUAGUGAGGGUGAAUUUGUAAAAACAUGCAUGAUGAAGGCAGCGGAGAUUGUGUGCCCUGAAAAGCGGCAGGCUUUUGCAAAUAUCAGCCUGACAAGAAACACAGUUGCAGACAGGAUUUCCGAUCUUUCAGUGGAUUUGGACAGCCAGUUGAAGCAAAAAGUAAAGUCAUUUAUUGCGUUUUUGGUUGCAAUUGAUGAAAGCACGGACAUUACAGAUGUUGCACAACUGGCCAUUUUCAUCCGCGGAGUUGAUGACACAUUGACCGUCACCGAGGAGUUCGUGGAGUUGGUGCCGAUGACAGAUACAACGACAGCAGCUGAUAUUUUUACCGCACUCGUCGGCGCGCUGGACAGGGUCGGAGUGGACUGGUCCCGCGAUGUCAGCCUGGCUACAGAUGGUGCGCCCUCAAUGAUCGGGAAAAAAGCAGGCGUUGUGACAAAGUUCAGAGAGAAAGUGCAAUCUGCAAAUGGAGGACGUGAUUUUUUGACUUUUCACUGUAUUUUUCACCAGGAGGCUUUGUGUUGCAAGUCAUUAAAGAUGGAUAACGUCAUGAAGGUGGUCAUCCAAACUGUUAAUUUCAUCCGAUCCAGAAGCCUGAAUCACCGUCAGUUUGACAGCCUUCUCAGAGAGAAAGACCACAUCUAUGGCCUGCCAUACCACACUGAGGUAAGAUGGUUAAGCCGAGGUGCUGUACUGAGGCGUUUCUUUGAUUUACGAGAAGAAAUUGAACAGUUCAUGGAAGAAAAGGGCAAACCAGUGUUAGAAUUUCAUUCCGCAGAAUGGAUGCAGGACCUUGCAUUUAUGGUGGAUGUUACAGAGCACCUGAAUAACUUGAACAAACAGCUGCAAGGGCGCAACAAAGUUGUCACGCAGUAUUAUGACAGCAUACGUUCUUUCAAGUUGAAGCUGUCAUUGUGGGAGACGCAACUUGCCGGUGGUGAUGCAGCUCACUUCCCCUGUCUGAAAAAUGUGUGCGCGACCCAACAUGUGGCAGACAUGAAGCGGUUCAAAUAUAAAAUAACGGGACUGUUACGGGAGUUUGAGCAACGCUUUCAGAUUUAUGUUUAUAUGUUUUUAUGUUGAUGUGCUAUUGUUUUUAAUUGAUUUUAUUUUAUUUGUAUAUUUAACCUAUUCUUGACUCUGUGGUUCUUGCACUUGUUUGGGGAACAGGAUUUCAUUAUUUUUAUCUACAUUUCUGCCUGCGAAAUGACACCCUGAUAUAGUUCUGUGAUCUGUGAUAUACUUCUGUGAAUCACUGAGGCAUUGUGUGUUUGUGUGUUCUUUGUCCUCAGAACUUUCAAAUAACUUGAGGUGUUUUAUGAUUAAUAGUGAUGUUGUGCUUUUGGACACUGUCCUCAGGCUCCAGCUUUAUGUUUAUAUGUUUUUAUGUUGAUGUGCUAUUGUUUUUAAUUGUUUUUAUUUGUAUAUUUAACCUAUUCUUGACUCUGUGGUUCUUGCACUUGUUUGGGGAACAGGAUUUCAUUAUUUUUAUCUACAUUUCUGCCUGCGAAAUGACACCCUGAUAUAGUUCUGUGAUCUGUGAAACAGUUCUGUUAAUCACUGAGGCAUUGUGUGUUUGUGUGUUCUUUUUCUUUAGAAUUUUCAAAUAAACUUGACGUGUUUUAUGAUUAAUAGUGAUGUUGUGCUUGUACUAUUUUGGACACACUGUUCUCAGGCUCCAGCUUUAUGUUGUAUGUUGAUCGUAUUAAAACAAAGAAAACAAUCUGAAGUUGUUGUUUUUAAGUUACAUAUACCAUGAUUUUUCCGGUCCGGCCCACUUGGGAAUAGAUUUUCCUCCAUGUGGCCCCUGAGCUAAAAUGAGUUUGACACCCCUGUUGUAGAGCAUGAACCUACACCGCUUUGAUGUUAGCAGAGAACGACAGGGUGUUGUCCAGGGUCACGCCAAGGUUCUUUGCACUCUGGGAGGAGGACACAAUGGAGUUGUCAACCGUGAUGGCGAGAUCAUGGAGCGGGCAGUCCUUCCCCGGACUGAAAAACUUUAAAUAGUUUCAACGAUAUUUACGGUAUUGAAUAACUGUCUCGUGCACAUUUCCAAAUACCCCGGUAUAUACGGUAUACCGCCCAAGCCUAGUCACUAUACCUCUACACAUCACCAGUGGGACAAGGCCAACCUGCUAGCCCCCAGUAUUGUCUACAAUGCAUACAAAUAUAUGUUUUGCAGUAUAAAGGACUGUUUUCAUUUAAUUUUUGUACUUUUACCCUGUUUUUCUCCCCAAUUUCAUGAUAUCCAAUUGGUAGUUACAGUCUUGUCCCAUCGCUGCAACUCCCCUACAGACUCUGUAGAGGCGAAGGUCGAGAGCCAUGCGUCCUCCAAAACACGACCCUGCCAAGCCGGAAGACAGACGCACCAAUGUGUCUGAGGAAACACUGUCUAGCUGGCGACUGAAGUCAGCUUGCAGGUGCCCGGCCAGCUACAUGGAGUCGCUAGAGCGCGAUGGGACAAGGAAAUCCCGGCCGGCCAAACCCUCCCCUAACCCGGACGACGCUGGGCCAAUUGUGUGCCGCCUCAUGGGUCUCCCGGUCACGGCCAGCUGUGACACAGCCUGGGAUCGAACCCGGGUCUGUAGUGACGCCUCAAGCACUGCGAUGCAGUGCCUUAGACCGCUACGCCACUCGGGAGGCCUCUUAUUAAAUAAGCUAAAUAAAACAGAAAAUAUAUUAGUCUUACAGUACCGGUGUUCAAUUUCCUCAAAUAGUGCACAUGGUUGCUAUAUUGAACACACGUCAGUAUAUUCUCUCUUUUGUCUGCUCCACGGUGGACAUAACCAGGGGUGCUCAUUCUCUCACUUGUCCACAAGUAAACCUCCACCAGGACAUCACUGGCUGAUUUGCUCUUUAAGAGGUGUCUUAUGUAGUAGGGGGAUCAAUGGCUUAGCAAGCUUCUGUAAAAAGUAUUCUACAUAUUUGUUUAACGAUCUUAUUGAAAAAAACUGGGCCUGAGUUUUCUACAAAAAAAAAAAGGAUCACUCGAUUACUUAACGUUUUCUUCCUCCUCCCCCCUCAGCUUUGUACCAUGCUCAGAAAGGAUCCAUGUGGCUGUGAGAGAGAUGGCCACCCUGUUUCCUAAGGUAAGCUGGGAUGACCUCCAACAGACACUCCUCCUUUGUAUGCAAGAGCCAGAGGGUUGUUUGUUUGGUCAACAUGGGUGGGAAAUAAAUGUCCUGCAUCUUAACUCAACUGGUGUUCUUUUGUUAGAUGUUGCACUCUUUCUUCCGGGUGGGGAGAUGUGGAUAAACAAACAGACACAUAAUGCCAGUAAAUCCACCCCUUACACUGCAGUGUUAAGAGGACCGUUAAUGGCCAAUGUUUUGCUAACCGUACCCCCUGCCUCCUCUCUCCUUUCCUCAGAGGCCUUACUCAGACACAGUGCGAGGGUCUCUGCGGCUGCUCACCUCUAGUGCCAGCCGGCUCCAGGGGGAGUGCCAGAAGGCCACGCCCCACGACCCUUGCCCCUCCGACAUGCAGCUGGUCACGCAGCAGGUCAUCCAGUGUGCCUAUGACAUUGCCAAGGCUGCCAAGCAACUCGUCACUGUGACAACCAAAGAAAACAGCAACUGA